AUGAACAUAUUAAGAAAUUAUGUUAAGAAGAAAUAUAUAAGAACUAAAUAUAGACUAUGUGUUAUUGAUAGAAGAUAUAAAUUAUUUUCUUCUGGUAUUCCUUUAGUUUUGUUAUUGUCUUUAACAAUAAGUAUAGGGACCUUUUUAAUAGAUUUUCAAUAUAUGAUUAGAAAUAAAAGAGAACAAAACAUAAAUAUAAGAGAAAAUAAAUUAGCUGAGGAAAAAAAUAAAUUAUUAAAAAUAUUGAGUGAUUAUGAUUGUAACAAUUAUGAAAAUAUACCUAUUAAAAAAGAAUAG
Messenger RNA from Plasmodium reichenowi, 297 nucleotides. RefSeq lists its product as hypothetical. The record is from RefSeq and is a predicted model, not a curated record. The coding region runs from base 1 to 297 and encodes 98 amino acids. The transcript has a single exon. Lineage: Eukaryota; Apicomplexa; Aconoidasida; Haemosporida; Plasmodiidae.